Molecule: messenger RNA, 3661 nt
Organism: Dendrobium catenatum
Lineage: Eukaryota; Viridiplantae; Streptophyta; Magnoliopsida; Asparagales; Orchidaceae
Product: protein unc-13 homolog
Exons: 4
Coding region: 373-3408 (1011 amino acids)
Source: RefSeq, a predicted model, not a curated record
UAGACUUUUGUCAACUUCAUUAACGAAGUCCUAUAUUGCAUAAAUAAUAUAUUUUGGACGUUAACUACAUAAAUCUUAUAAUUUUAAAUGCUAGAAAUCUAUAAAUCCCCCUUAAAUUUAAGCUGCCCUAACCUACAAUCGGAUCUUCUUUGCUGUCUCCAGUUGUUGGAAAAGCUAUCGGCCAAGAAAAAAUUUAGCUGUUUUUCUAUCCAACGCUUCAACAGAACCGCUUAAAAAUAAUUAUAUAAAAAGGAAAAAAAUAUAAUGAACAGAAAGAAGCGGUAGGCCCCACAUCGACUUGCCUUCGAUUCGACCUUCAGCCGUCACGACCUGACCGCCCUCCUACGCCGCGCUGCCGCGGCCGCCGCGCGUAUGGCCCACCAUCAUCCCUCCGCUUCCUCCUUCUCCGACUUCACCAUUUCCGUGGGGCACGACUCCGAAGCCGGCGAUGCCGAUGUCGAAUGGCCAUUCGGAAGAAUCGACGCCGUCGAUCGCGGCGAACUCCGCGAAACGGCUUACGAGAUUUUCUUCGCCUCAUGCCGCUCCUCACCCGGCUUCGGCGGUAGAAACCCCCUCUCAUUCUACCCUUCAAACCAUCACCAGCCAUCCCCGGAAGGAGGUAACACCGCGGCUACCUCCGGCACCGGCAUUAUGGUCGUCAACAGCAGGAUCAAGCGCGCACUCGGCCUCCGCACCCGUCGCGGCUCGCCACCGAUGCGCGUCAUGAGCGCACACUCCUCAUCACCCGUCGUAUCGGUAGGCGGGGCCGCCGGAGCCUCAUCCCCCGGUGCCGGCCGGCUCAAGCAGCGCCCCAUGACCUCCGCGGAGAUCAUGCGGCAGCAAAUGGGGGUCACCGAGCAGAGCGACAACCGCCUCCGGAAAACCAUAAUGCGCACGCUCGUCGGCCAGGCCGCAAAGAGAGCGGAGACCAUCAUCCUCCCAUUGGAGCUUUUGAGGCAUCUAAAACCAUCGGAAUUCAGCGACGCGCAGGAAUACCAUCAGUGGCAACGGCGGCAGCUGAAGAUCCUCGAGGCCGGCCUGCUCCAUCACCCUUCCAUCCCCCUUGAUCGCCUCAACUCAUCGGCACUGCGCCUCCGUGAGGUAAUUCGCUCCGGCGAGCUCAAACCCAUCGACAACAGCAAGAAUUCCGAAUCCCUUAAAGCUCUCUGCAAUGCAGUCGUCUCCCUCGCGUGGCGGAACUCCAAUGGAUCCCCUGCUGAGGCCUGCCAUUGGGCCGACGGCUUCCCCCUUAACAUCCACCUUUAUAUUUCCCUCCUCCGAUCCAUCUUCGACCUCCGCGACGAAACCGUGGUGCUCGAGGAGGUCGACGAGCUGAUCGAGCUGAUGAAGAAGACAUGGAUUACGCUUGGCAUCAACAAGAUGACACACAAUGUCUGCCUGGCCUGGACGAUGUUCGAGCAGUACGUAAAGACAGGACAGAUCGAGCAGGACCUGCUCGGCGCGUCACUGAUCAUCCUCGGCGAAAUCGCCACCGAAGCCAAAAAAGAGGCAGAAUUCCUCAAAGUCCUUUCUCCGGUGAUGUCGUCGAUGCUAGCGUGGGCCGAAAGGAAGCUGCUUGAUUACCACACUGUAUUCCGCGGGAAAUGUUCCGUUGCGCUCAUGGAGAAGGUUCUCUCGCUGGCUCUCACCACAGCCAAAAUCAUGAACGACGACCAACGAAACUCAGCCGAUGAAGACGGCAAUGGCGAGGUCAUCAAUUCUGCGGUGUCCCCAAUCGAACGCUACAUAAAGUCUUCCCUCAAAAGCGCAUUCACUAAGAUACUAGAGAACGGGAACGGGAACGUGGACAGCAUGGUGGUGGAGGUAGACGAAGAACCUAGCGAGACUCUAGUGCAUCUAGCCAAAGACACAGAGACCUUGGUGGCCCUCGAGAAGGAGACUUACAGUCCGGUGCUCCAGAGAUGGCAUCCUGGUUCGAUGGCCGUGGCGGUGGCGACACUCCAUAGCUGCUACGGAAUUGUGUUGAAGCAGUACUUGGCUAGAAUCCCUGGACUGAAAAAUGAGACUGUUCGGGUUCUUCAGACCGCCGGAAAACUGGAGAAGACGCUGGUACAGAUGGUGGUGGAGGACUCAGCCAACUGCGAUGAUGGAGGUAAGGCUAUCGUGAGGGAGAUGGUGCUCUACGAUGUGGACUCCAUUAUCCUUAGCCUGAUGAAGAAUUGGAUAACGGGAAGGCUGAGAAUUGGCAGGGAGUGCUUCAGCAGAGCAAAGGAAACAGAGACCUGGAACCGAAAAUCCAAAUCAGAGCCCUACGCACAGUCUGCAGUUGAUCUGAUGAAGCUUGCUAAAGUAACAGUGGAUGAGUUCUUUGAAAUACCGGUGGCUGCAAGGGAAGAGCUGGUUCAGGAACUCGCCGAUGGCCUGGAAAACCUCUUCCAGGAUUACACUUCCUUCGUUGCUUCCUGCGGGACGAAGCAGAGCUACAUCCCCAACCUCCCACCGCUAACCAGAUGCAACCAGGACUCAAGAUUCACCACUCUAUGGAAGAAAGCUCAGGCCUUGAUCGGAUUAGUCCAUCCCAAAACCAGAAAGAAACCCACUCCGGCCGAAAGCCACCAUCCCCGCCCUUCCACCAGCCGCGCCACCCAACGCUUCUACAUCCGCCUCAACUCCCUCCACUACGUCCUCGCCGUCCUCCACUCCAUCGACAAAUCCCUCUCUUUCUUUGGCCGAAACUCUUCCCGCUCCCCUCACCCCCGCCUCGCCGGCCCCGGUUCCACCUCCCGCCGCCGCAUCGCCCCCACCUGCUUCGACCUCGCCCGCUCCUCCCUUCAAUCCGCCAUCUUCCACGUCUCCGAAGUGGCCGCCUAUCGCCUCAUCUUCGUCGACUCCCACCAAGCCUUCUACCAAGGCCUCUACGCCGGCGGCGUCGCCGCCGCCCGAAUCCGCCCUUCACUCCGCCUGCUAAAACAGAACCUCAACUUCAUCGUCACAAUUUUAACCGACAGGGCUCAGCCGGUGGCGGUGCGGGAGGUGAUGAAGGCGGCACUAGAAGCCUUUUUGAUGGUGUUGUUGGCCGGCGGAAGCGAGAGAGCCUUCGGGCGGGGUGACAGCGAGAUGGUCGCGGAGGAUUUGGAGAGUUUGCGGCGAGUUUUCUGCACAUCGGGUGAGGGGUUGGUGGCAGAGGAGGUAGUGGAGAAAGAGAUGGAGGUGGCGGAGGGGAUCGUGGCCCUCAUGGCUUUGCCUACUGAGAAAUUGCUGGAGGAGUUUACGACGGUGGCGUGCGAGGCGAGUGGGAUCGGAGCGCAUAAGGUGCCCAUGCCGCCGACGACGGGGAAGUGGAACAGAUCGGAUCCCAAUACCAUUUUGCGUGUGAUCUGUCACAGGGACGACGAGGUGGCUAACCGGUUCUUGAAGAGGACGUUUCAGAUGGCCAAGAGGAAGUGAUCAAAUUUUAAUUAAGAUAAAUUUAUUAUUUUUAAAUUUAUUCUAAAAUGAAUAUUAAUUUUUAUACUAUAUUCAUUUUAAAAAUAAAAUUAAAAUUUUUAAGAAUUUUAUCUUAAUUGCUGAUCAGAUAAUUUUUGAUUGCUUGGUACUUUUCCCGUUUAGAGUCAGAAAUUUGUUGAUAUUAUUUAAUAUUGAUAGUUUUUAAUUAUUAAUAUUAAGUCGUAUCGAAUAAAAUAAUAAUUAAAAACGCAUA